This is a messenger RNA of Babesia ovata, 2394 nucleotides long. RefSeq names its product 30S ribosomal protein. Lineage: Eukaryota; Apicomplexa; Aconoidasida; Piroplasmida; Babesiidae. Gene Ontology annotation, biological process: translation. Gene Ontology annotation, molecular function: RNA binding; structural constituent of ribosome. The record is from RefSeq and is a predicted model, not a curated record. The transcript has 7 exons. Gene Ontology annotation, cellular component: ribosome. The coding region runs from base 1 to 2394 and encodes 797 amino acids.
AUGCUUUACGUCACCUCAUUCCUGCUUGCGGCCCGCGGGCACGCACAGCGGGUGCUGCGCCGCAAGCAGGCCCCGUUCCAUCAGCGCUAUGACCGACUGCCUGGCGACCAGCGCGAACGCGUGGCUGCUAUGUUACGCGACGUGCGAUACGAGAAAUGCUCCGUCGGACGCGAACUAAACGAUGUGCAUCAACAGCUGGCAUCGCUGUUUAACGCCGAUGAGGUUCGGCAGUUGCUGGAUCCGAGCAGUUCGCCUAGCAAUGCAGCAGCUGAAACAGCCUCGAAUUCUCGCGCUGAUAUUAACGAGGCAUAUCGCAUACAUCGCAUCCUGCGCCCCGAUGCGCCUAAUUUUUUCGAGGAGCAGUCGUUUAUCCACCUCAAGCAGAGGAUGGACAAUUUAAUCCAGGACCAUAAGUCCGAAGACUUCAAGGAGUUAGUACCAACGGACGUCGCUUUGGACGUGGUUUCUCUCCCCGAUCCCCUAUUCUCUGAUGAGAGUUACGCUUUGGCGAUGUCUGCCUUGAUGGAUUCCCUCACCGAAGAUGUCAAGCGUUUUUGCACAUCGCUAGGUUUGGAGGCUAGCGCUGGCGGUUCCUAUAAUCCGUACGAUCGGUUAAUGGACUUUGUGGCGCUUAAGCGCGACGGCAGCAACAUCGACCACUGGUGUACCACAGUUUGGCCCAAACUGAAACCGUUUAUGGCUACGGAAUUCGGCCCCAUAACUGAAGCGGACGUGAAGGCUUGGUUAAAGAGUCAUCUCGAGCGCGUGGCGCACAAUAGGGCCCUAGUAAACCGAACCGAACAUUCCGAAUGGUACGAUAUAAAGAGGGACCUUCCGUAUGACGGCCUACCAUACCCCGACGCACUGCUAGAUGAGCGUCGUAUAGGGUACCCUAUUGACCGCGCUGGGGCAUAUCUAUUCGGAAUGCUGCAGCUUCUUGCCCCGUCGUCGGUCGAGGGCGUCACUAAGGCAUCACUUGACGAUUUCGUCGACUCACUGCGCAAAAUUGGUUUGAAGGAUUGGUUCGGUCUAAAGGGGGUCGAUAUAUCGUCCGUAUUCUUCGGUUCCGACAGUUCGAAUGAACUUUCGGAUGACACCAAAGGGUCGGGUACGCAGGGAAGCUUCCCUCACAAGAAAGUUACGCGUACUACUGCGGAAUCCUCUGUAAGGAUAAUUGGCCUCUUUGCAACUGGGCAUGAACACGUUUUUGAUGCUGAGCACUGGUCACCUGCAUCCGUGUUCAAACGUUUGAGCAUAUCCGGCAGUGAUAUUGUUCACUCCCUGGCUGGUAACCCUGCGACACCUUCAUCAGGAGUCGACUCCAAUUCGCCCAUGCAAACAAAGAGCGUCGUCACAGCGUUGUCAACCAGCGAUAUAGAGAACUUGGUCGGCGACCACAUUAGGCGCAUUAACCGAGUGGCCAGCGGCCAAGUUGUGCGCGAUUAUAACCGCGUGUUCGAUCGCAUGAUAAAGGAAGAACUUGAGUUCCAAGCCGAUGUGGGCGCCGGCACUGUAACCGACAAGGGUAUCGAGUACAAGGUUCCUGCAGGAGCUCAGUUCGAUGCGAAGCGGAACUACUACGUUCGUACACGUGAGGGUGUUGACCCUACACUGAAACUCGAGAAUCUGCGUUCGUGCGUUCUUGAGCGGCGUAGAAUGCGUACGAUGACCAAAGAAGGCCGUGUAUACUUUUUGCGCGUCGUCGUUGCCGUCGGUGAUGGACGCGGUUACUUCGGCACUGGCGUGGGGUUCGGGAACGAUCUUGGUACUGCACGUGCCAGCGCUGUCCAGCAGGCGCUACGUGGAAUGUUCUUCAUCGACUUCGAUCCGAAAGAGCCACUUACAACUCCAGUGUUGGGUCAAGAAUACGGUUGUCGUGUCUACAUAACCCCAAGGAAGAUGGGAGCUGGAAUCAAGACCAAUCGGAAGUACUUACCUCUGGCCUAUUUGGCUGGGCUUGACAACUGCAAGUUGACGUUUCAUGGUCGUUCAUCAUGGAUAACUCGCGCGAAGGCGUUGAGAAAGGCGUUGGAACAGAUAUAUUCCCGUCGCACCAUGUCUAACGCUACUGGCAUGCGUUACGUGUACGUCGGGAGCCCCGGUGACCACACAGUCCACUGGCCUGACAGGUGGUUCAUCCCAAUAGCAAAGGAGUACCAGUCGAAGAUCCAGCAGCUUAAGAAUCUGAAGCGCAUCCACUUCCGGCGCCACGCGCACCGCGUCGUUAUGCCGGAGGAAGUGCCACCUGAGAUUCCGAGCUAUGCUAGGCACAAGUUCAGGUCCCCGUUGGAGAUAGCUGAACAGGAGCGUAAGCACAUGCAAUACAUUUCCACGACUGUGCCCAAGGUAUCUACGCCACCUGGGAAGGCAGCGUUGGAGUCAUCCGCGGAGUAG